Molecule: messenger RNA, 3977 nt
Organism: Sycon ciliatum
Lineage: Eukaryota; Metazoa; Porifera; Calcarea; Leucosolenida; Sycettidae
Exons: 14
Coding region: 216-2258 (680 amino acids)
Biological process (GO): TRAMP-dependent tRNA surveillance pathway; nuclear polyadenylation-dependent CUT catabolic process; nuclear polyadenylation-dependent snRNA catabolic process
Cellular component (GO): TRAMP complex
Molecular function (GO): RNA binding
Source: RefSeq, a predicted model, not a curated record
CUGUGCUACCUCGAAUAAAAUAGCGAGUCGCGACUCAUCGAGCUGCCUCGAGCGUAGAAAUUACGUAAUCAUCAGUAUAAUCUGUAAUUAGUAUCAUCAAAAGUUUUGCAUGUAGAUCUACAUGACAUUGUCCUCUGAUCUGUAGAGAGACUGUGUCACAGAGAAGAAUGACGGCCCGUUAUUUUUGGGGAUGAUCAUACUCUUACUUCAAAACAAUGUUGAUACUAAUCUGGUGCUGUGUUGUAUCAGCGAGUACCCAGGUGAUGCGUGUUAGCUGUGAGGAAAAUGGAGAUUCUAAAAUGCUGGACAGUAUUCUUCAGCUGGGGUCUAUCCCCGCUGUGAAGAAUGCAGCACUACCGGACACUGCUAGUGCUGAUCACUUGGGCAAUGGCGGCGCCGAGUCGUUUGCAGCGUCCACUGCCAAUGUCGACGGUAGCAAAGUGUGUAGAACGCUAGAAGGAGGAGCAGCCAGUCAGCAGAGUAGUGUGUUGCCUUGCACCCAUGAUGUGGCUGGUCACUGCACAACACCUGUACUGCAACAUGUAUCAUCUAUCUCCUCAUGGACAGAGAAGAAAACUGUUGCACAGUUAUGGCCAACACAGUUCUUAGCGUCUACUGAUGAUGUUGUUGCAGCUCAUGGCAUGCAGCAGCAGCAGCAGCGGCAGCAGCAGCAGCAGCAGCAGCAGCGGCAGCAGCAGCAGCGGCAGCGGCAGCAGCAGCAGCAGCAGCAGCAGCAGCAGCAGCAGCAGCAGCAGUGUCUACAAGACAGCCAGUCUCUACUACAGUACCAUGCACAAUUAGCAAGGCAGCUGGAGGAGUUCCUAUACGACUCCGUCAUUCCGGACAGCUGUGUGUACGAGGAUGAGUCGCAGCCAUGUUUGUGUGAAACGUGUGAUUGGUAUUGCGUGGGUGGCUGGCAGACAUCACUGACAGCGCAUAUGCAGCAUGACAGCAGCGUUUCCAGCGUGUUGGAGGCUAUAGGUGAAGUUGCUCGUCAGUUGUUGUUAUCUCUAUCAGGCAGCGAGGCUAUGGCAGCCAGUGCCACUGUUCUGCCUGUCAAUCCCCUACUGAAUGUAGAUGUAUUUGGUGCAAGUCAUCGUCCUCACCGAUCAUACAAUGCCUCACUCCAGCAUUCUCAUACCUCGUUGCAAGCCUCAGCGCAUACACUAUCGGCCAUAUUCUGUGUUGCCAUUGGCGACGGCAGCAUUGAUAGCAACUUUGUGCGUUUCAGUGACCCGCGUCCACAAGCUUCGCCCAUGGAACUGGUAGGCUGGUUACAGGGUUCAUCCGUGAUGGAGUUUGAAAUGAAGGCGGGCAAGGUGGUUGUGUUCCCAUCGUAUCUCCGCUAUCAUUUACUGCCCAAUGGUGACACGUCAGCAGCUCGUGUAUUUAUUACAGUCGAUAUACUGACUUCACCACUGCCAGCAGCACUGCCAGCACCUGUGUCAGCACCACUGUCUGGUGUGGAUAGUGCUCAACCUGACGAUGCACUCCUCACUACUGCUUGCCUUCAAGUGAAUAAGCACUGGACAACACCCAUAUAUCAAGUAGCUGAUCGUGAGCUGCUCACUAGAACGGAUGAUCUCACUGCGUUCAUACUGGACCUUGAAGCAACUGAACUAUCCGUACAGAAAUCAAAUAAGGGUGGCUGGCAAUCAAGAGCUAACUUCUUUCAGAGAAACUCACCUGUCAUAGCUCUGCUCAGGCAACAUACCUAUACUGUCAUAGUGCAGUACCUGGAAGAACUCGAAGAGUAUGAUGUCAUUGAUGAGUCAUCAAGUGGAAAGUGCUUUGUCGCUAUUGAUAUUGAAUAUUCCUGGGCCAAUGUCAACAGACUGGGUGAUAGCAAUGCCCCGCAUACUCAUCCAGCUUCUACAGUGUCUGGUGUGUACUAUGUCAGCAAUGGUGGAGAUGCCACAUCACAGCUACACUUCAUCGACCCCCGGGCAACAGCAGGAGCUGAUGAUGACCAGAGUGUGCACAGUCGUAAUGCUACUGCGGGUACGUUUGUUAUCUUCCCCAGCUGGUUGGAGCACUACGUUGACCCUCACCGUGGAUCUGGCAAGCGCAUGUCAGUCAGCUUCAAUGCACUGGUGAGACGCAUUAGUCAGCCACCACCGUUGUCUGCUCAUAGUCAUGCUGAUAGUCAUGGUCAGGGUCAUGCUAGUGAUCCUGCUGCACACCAUGUACCCAGUCAUGGCAAUACACCACACUGCUACUACUAUGCUGCUGCUGCCGCUGCCGCUACAGCAGCAUAGUACUUCAGCAGCCUGGCAUAGUGGUAUAGUGGUAUAGUGGCAUAGUGGUAGCAAGUACUGUUAGUGAGUGUGCAUACAUACAUGACGGGUCGGAUUCACAUGACUUCGCCGGUUGAGUGGAUUAGGCAGCUAUCUGUUGCUAAUCUUGAUCUGUUUCGUUCGGAUCUUGUGCGCUGCCGCUUGCCUUGUGACGGGCGUAUACAUGGUACAUGGUAUGCAGGACUCAUACACGAUGCUGGACUGCUAACUUUAGGUUGUGUAGGUACAUAAAACCGAUAGCAAAUGUCCCAGUGAACGUCUUACUGAAUACGUCAUGUAGCUGCUAGACUUGUCAUGGGUGGCAUAGGCCACCCAUGCUUACACACCAUCCUACAUACCCCGGGUGGCAUAGACCACCCAUGCUUACACACCAUCCUACAUACCCCGGGUGGCAUAGACCACCCAUGCUUACACACCAUCCUACAUACCCCGGGUGGCAUAGACCAUCCAUGCUUACACACCAUCCUACAAUGUACAUAGCACAAUGACUUGUAGUUCAUUAUUCUGAGAGACAGCCUUUGGCUGGUGAGAAGGCAGCACUGCCUGUUGGCUUGACGAAGUAAAAUAAAGACUACCAUACCAUGUAGUACUGUGAGGCGAGCCACCAUGCUCACACACCCAUCCUACAUACCAGUACUGUGGACUCAAUUGGUAUCAUGGUGUGCGUGUGUACAGUCGUCACACUUGCACACUUGCACUGGAUGCUAUGGUCAUGGCGUCAUACUUGGUGUGGUGCAGAGUCCACUGGGUAGUGAAGCAGUUGGAUGAUUUACUGAGUGCUAUGUGCUAUAUGCUCAUCAUAGCCUAUGUGUACUGUGCACUGUCGACUGUGCACACUGUCACUGUCCUACUAGACUGCAGCCUUAGUGCAUUGGCAAUUGCCUGACCCUGGCUGGCAGCCUUAGUGCAUUGCCUGACUCUGGCUGCCAGCCUUAGUGCAUUGGCAAUUGCCUGACCCUGGCUGGCAGCCUUAGUGCAUUGCCUGACUCUGGCUGCCAGCCUUAGUGCAUUGCUGACCCUGGCUGGCAGCCUUAGUGCAUUCCUGACUCUGGCUGCCAGCCUUAGUGCAUUGCCUGACUCUGGCUGCCAGCCUUAGUGCAUUGCUGACCCUGGCUGCCAGCCUUAGUGCAUUGCCUGACUCUGGCUGCCAGCCUUAGUGCAUUCCUGACUCUGGCUGCCAGCCUGCAAGGAAUUACUAUUAGAAUAGGCAGCAGAUCUGUCAGGGUUAUGAAGUAUGUUUUGUUAUCUGGCUUGAUUGCUGAUACAGUCUGAUACAGUCUGUAUGGCUUUCCUUGAUUGCUGAUACAGUCUGUAUCGGCUUUCCUUGAUUGCUGAUACAGUCUGUAUCGGCUUUCCUUGAUUGCUGAUACAGUCUGUAUGGCUUUCACAGGUUAUUCUACCCAAGAAGUGCUGGUUCAUUUCUACGGACAAUAGCUGCUCAUAUUUGACGCACUCAUGACUGCUUUCAAUUAUUCCAGGAUCGUAUUCUGGCAUUUCUAUACAGAUAGUAUCUAUUCUAGUGUCUUGUGACCAUGAACAUAAUCAAUAGGGUAAUCUUCAUCAAGCCAUUGUUAGCAUCGCUAACUAUUUUGGGCAUUUCUGCCAGUUUUAUGAAUUAGAAUUAGUAUAAGCCCUAUGAAAGAGUUUUAAAAUGAAACAUAUAAUAUAUAAACCCGCUGA